GAGCCUACACAGUGUCUAAUAUAUAAACAUAUAUAAAAACAGAAGAUGGAUCUCUAUGAAUUAAUUGGUAUAGAAAGAACAGCUUCUAUUCAAGAAAUUAAGAAAGCAUAUCGUAAGAAGGCUCUGUGUUGCCAUCCUGACAAAAAUCCAGAUAAUCCGAAAGCAGCUGAAUUAUUUCAUGAAUUAUCACGAGCGUUAGAGAUUCUUAUUGACACAUCUGCUCGGGCAGCUUAUGACAAGGUUAUUAAUGCUAAGUAUCAACAAAAAUUACGUGCUAAAGAAUUUGAUUUAAAACGCAAAAAAUUGAAAGAAGAUUUGGAAGCACGGGAAUUUGCUGAAAAGUCUUUGAAUACAGAUAAUGAGAAAUUACAGGCUGAGAUAGAGCGAUUGCGAAAAGAAGGAUCAAAGCAAGUACAGGAAGAAAUAGCACUUAUGAAUAGACAGUUUGAAAAACAAUCAAAAGUAGUUUACAAGGAAUCACAAACUAACAGUGAUUCUUAUAAAUUAAAAGUGAAAUGGAAGUCUCAUAAAAAUCAGACCAACAAUGGUGGAUAUGACUAUAAUACGUUAUAUAGAAUUUUCUCAAAGUAUGGGAAAAUAAUUGCUCUUGUUAUUUCCUCCGCAAGAGAAGGCAGAGCAUUAGUAGAGUAUCAAAAAAGAAGCGAUGCUGAAAUGGCUCUAAACUAUGAAAUUGGUUUAGCUCAAUAUCCACUUAAACUUGAAAAAUUAUGGGACAAAGAGAAAAAAUCAAACAUUUCUGUCACAGAAACUGCUUACAAUGAUAGUAAUUCUGUGGAGCACAGAGUAAAUCAAAGUAUGUUUGAUAUUGAACAAUUUGAACAUACUGUAUUGAAUAAUUUAAAGAGAGCUGAAGAAAGAAAAAGAUCUAUAGGAAAAAAAGACACAAUGGAAAGCACUUGAUAAAAUAUUUUUAUGUUGAUUAUACUGUUUUUAAGUUUUUAUUAUGCAAAUUGUUACAAUUUGCACCUGAAUAGCAAAAUUAUAUUAUAGACACACGGAAUAUGGACUGAAAGAUAUUGAAGCGUAUUGUACAUAUCUAUAUCGUUAAAAUAAGUAAUAAAAUUUAUACACAAAAGUUUUACAGAUAUUCUAAUACAUUUGUGGGAUAUUUAUUUGUCAAUUGUAACAAAUAAUUAUUCUAUUUUAUAAGCAUAUUGGAUUUGAGACUCAUAGCACUUAGACUGUAACUAAAUUUAUUAGAAUUAUUUAAGUACAGAUGACAUCCUUUCGUUCCUUUUGCUUUUUUUGUUUCUUUACUUCUGUUUCAUCGAUAGGUGCUGGUUUAACAAACGGAAUUUCAUACUCGUAUUCUAUUGGCAUAAACUGUGCAAGAACCUUUGGUACUUUAACAGAAGUAUCUGUUUGAUGUACUUCCAAAAUUGCACAUAUGACGCGAGUAACCGCACACAUGGUUGCAUUUAACAUAUGAACGUAAUCUGUAUUAGCAUUCAUCUUCUUGGUUUGACCAUAUCUAAAACACAUCGAUAGGAUACUUCACUUACAGAAAAUGCGAUAAUAACAAUAAUAAUAAUAAAAUAAAAUAUGUUGUAGUAUUCAAGUUUAUUAUGUUUUGCUUAUUACCUGACCAGUAAACGUCUUGCUUGAUAAUCUAAGCAGUUGCUACAUGAGACAAGUUCGCGAAAAGCGCUUGAUCCCGGAAACCAUGCUUCUAAGUCUAGUUUUUUUGAAGCAGCAUUAUUCAAUGCACCAGAUACUAUAUUUACUAUACGAUAAGGAAUUUCCAAAGAUUUAUAAAAUUCUUCUGCAUUUGAAAUCAUUUCUUCCAUCAUUUGCCAAGAUUUAUCAUCAUAUGGUGAUGUUAAACAGAAUUGCUCUACCUAUCAUCCAUGUAUAUCUAAUAUGUAAAUUUAUAUUAUGUUCCAUAUAAUAAAUGAAACUAUAGCUAUAA
This is a messenger RNA of Bombus pascuorum, 1930 nucleotides long. Its product is annotated as dnaJ homolog subfamily C member 17. Gene Ontology annotation, molecular function: RNA binding. The coding region runs from base 46 to 921 and encodes 291 amino acids. Gene Ontology annotation, cellular component: spliceosomal complex. The transcript has a single exon. The record is from RefSeq and is a predicted model, not a curated record. Lineage: Eukaryota; Metazoa; Arthropoda; Insecta; Hymenoptera; Apidae. Gene Ontology annotation, biological process: spliceosomal complex disassembly.